AUGUUAAUCUUUAAUCUCCAUGUCAUGACUGCGGCAGCAGUAUUACACACAUCCCUGGCCUCUGCCCAAGAUCUGGAAGAAAAGGUGUGGGCAGUCGUUGCCUACAACCUUUACGGAGAUAGUAUUCCAACAGCCCUACCUCUUCCGAAAGCCUUGACGCCGUAUGGGGCGAAUCAGUUGUAUGCGGCAGGAUCCGUGUUCCGGGACCGCUAUGUUGCAAUACAUGAAAACGAUAACGCUUCAGUUACAAGGAUCCAAAAUAUAUCGCCGUAUUUGAUAGAUGCUGAGGAGGUGGAUGUGCUUUCGACCACUGAUCCGUCAGUUGUUGCAUCUGCUCAGGCUUUCAUGCAAGGCCUUUACCCACCUCUCGAAAAAUCGCUUAACGCAACAUUCUCCGAUCCCUCAUUUCAACUUGCCAAUGGCACUAUAGCUACUGCUCCCUUGGGUGGAUAUCAGUAUCCCCGAAUCAUCACUCUUGAUGCAGCAGACCCGCGAUCAAUCAAGCUGGACGGAGAUACAGGUUGCCUGCUGCACCAAGUUGCCGAUACUGAGUACGAAUACGGCCCGGAUGCUCAAGAGAUCAAGCAGGAUUCAGCGGCCUUUUAUAGCAAAAUUUACCCGUUGUCUUUGUCUGGAGUAUUGGAUCCUUCUUCGGCCAAUUAUGAAAAUGCCGUUAUGAUCUCAGAAUACUUGGACUACGAGUCUGUGCACAAUGAAUCAUUAUUGCAUAACAUGAACCAGGAUGAUAUAGACCGUGCUCGUUCUCUUGCAGACCGCUAUGUUUUUGCAACGAAUGGCAAUAUGCCAUCAUCAGGGACUAAUGUCAGUGACCGUAUCCGCACUGUUGCGGGACGCACAUUAGCCUCAAGCAUUUUGGAUGCUUUUAACAACAAUAUCGACUAUCGAGGUGCCAACGGGAAAAUGACACUCAUGUUUGGUAAUGACGAGCCUGCUGUCGCUCUUACAUCCCUUAUGCAGCUGGCGUCGCCAAAAUAUGGAAAUUUUUACGGACGUCCCACGCCUGGUGCAUCAAUGGUGUUUGAACUUUACAGUCUGGAGAAUAACUCCAGUCCAGCGUACCCCGACCCGUCUCAGCUUUACAUUCGAUUUCUCCUACGAAAUGGAACCCAUUCGCCCGACUUCCGAUCCUAUCCACUCUUUGGACAUGGACCCAGCAAUAUAGCCAUUCCUUAUACAGAAUUUCAAGCAGAAAUGGAGGCGUUUUCGGUGGGAUCGACGAAAGAAUGGUGUCUUCUUUGCAACUCACAAGCUACGUUUUGCUCUGGCGUCUUCGGUGGAGAUGAGGGUCGACCUACUAGUGAUAAGGGACUGAGUCCUGCAGUUGGUGGUGUCAUUGGGGCAGUUGUUACACUAGUAACGAUUGCUCUCAUCUCAAUCGUCGGAUUUCUAGUAUGUGGUUUCCGCAUGAAUCGCACUCGGCGGUCAAGCCUCGGAGGCUUCAAAGGCAACAGCAAAAUGGCAAGUGAUUCUGAUGUCACAUUCAAGAAUCCUACUUGGGAGGAUGUCAAACCAGCGGAAACCCAAGAGGCUAAUGGCAGCGGUGCUGGUAUCACUGUCGUGAGAGGACAUGAGCGCACAGGCAGCUGGGAAAUGAAAAGUCAACAACAGACUAAUAACAAAAAUCAUAAUCAUAACACGUGGAGAGAGCAAGCCACGUCUCCAUUUGAUGUACCAGAGGAGGAGGAAUGGCAAAUCCACAGUGCUAUACAACCAGUCGCAGCCCGUGAAAAUAAUUUGCUCCGCCAAAACCAAGCAAGCACCAACGCCUUAACUGAACAAUCGGCCAAUCGGUCAAGAACAGUGUCGAAUAUUUCACAUCAUACUGAAGUUUCUCUAAGUCGUUUACACUGUCCAAUUCGCGUGCCGAAAGAUCCUCCUCGAUCCAGCCGCGCACAGACUGAUGCUGGCUUUGCGCGAUUUCUCAAGGAUCAUACAUCCCCUAAACAUCAACGCGUUACCGCCGGUGGUCGUAUCGUCCCUAUGGAGCCACAAACCCCUGUACCUAAAUUUAAAUUGCCUGUGCAGAAGAAGCAGACAAGCGAUCACGAGGUUGAGGCACCCGGGUCUCUUCUGGGGAUCGAACGCGAAUGUGUAUCCAGAAAUAUUUCAGUAGGGCCAAUGGAAUCGAACUCUAACAGAAGCGAUGUAUCAAGGAACUCUAUCGGCCCUACUGGAAUUCUCCCAGACCUUGCAAAGAUACCCCUCGCAAAUGGCUUAUUUGACCAAGCAUCUCAAGGAUCAGGAUGCCCGUCGACUAUUCCGUGGUCCGCUCCGGGCUAUGUCGUACCUUCCGGAUUUCCAGUUGCGUUCAACAAUCAGCAACUUCCUCGCAUUGAUCAGUGCCCUCAAAUGGCAUAUGUACCGGUAUUCCCAGAUCCCACGAUGUAUAGCGUUGGCUCGGAUAUGUACCAAGGCUUGAAUAUGCAGGGUCUUAUGUCUUCUAUACCAACAUCACUUCAGCCACACUUGGCUGUGUCAACAUCAUCUUCUGACUUUGCAUCAUGCAGUAACGCUGCUAGUGCAGGCUCUUCCUCAGCUUUCAGUCAGGGCCAAAUGAGUUAUGAACCCGGCUAUCCGACUUUUGCGCCUCAGGUAUAUCAAUUUGUCGGUAGUCAGUACCCAGCACUCAAACAGCCACAACAUCUCUCAGGAACACCCCAAGGAAUGCCACAUCUGAAAUGCCUAGAUGAAGCUAAAACGCAGCAUGAGUCUCUUUCAGCUCAGCUCUCCCGUCUCGACAGGUACAUGGCUAUACACACCUGGGAUAUAGACUCUCGAUCGAAAAAGGCAAUGGUUGAACAGCGAAAGAGUUUGGUGCGAGAGUUAGACGUAGUCCGAAUGUAUAGAGAGCAGCUGGAACUGAUCUUUGGCAAGCCACACAUGAAUGGUUCAAGCGACCAGCAAAGGGUCAAUGCUGAUUUCCUCGUACCACCUAGUACCUAUCUUACAGGAAAUACGGCAGACUAUCAAGGGUUUUUAGGGCCAAUGUCUUCAUCAUCUAGUGCGAGCUGCACAGGUCAGACAUUGCCUGCAUACUUGGCUCCGCCUACACUCCCCAUGCUUUGCCCAGAAAGUGAAACUGCCAUCCCAGUGUUUCCGUGGCAAACUAUGGGAAAUCCAGACUCAGCUGUAUGCGUUAAAGAUAUUUCCGCAAACAGGACUCUCGGAGCUCCCAAUUUGUCUCAGCAAAAUAAUGAAUUGAGAACAAACCUAAACAUAAACCAACGAGACAGGUCAAUCUACACCUCAACUUUCAGCGAUGGGUCUGGCAGCACCGGUGAUGAACAGACAUCAUCUUGGAUGCCAUCACCACUAGAUCUUCAAAACCUGUAUCACAAAAUUGAAGAGGCCACAGAGCGGGGCGAACCUGUUGGCAGGCUACUAAAGGAAUUGUCUGUUGUUACCACACAGCUCGUAAAGCAGAAAAGGGAAGAAGGCAGAAUCUCUCAUCGGUCAAUGCGAGGCAAACAGGGUUUGCCGUCACUUCCAAGCGGUAAACCAGGUUCGGCGAGAAUGACCACCAAUGGCAAGCCAGUGAAAUAUGAAGGACAUCGCUGGGGAUCCGAAGUUCAUCCUCGAGAAGCUGUCAAAAGCUGCGGUGGCACGUCCUCUACAUCAGACAAUGAGGAAAAUGGGAAACUCUCUUCGUCUUAUGUGUCUACAACGGACUCAUGGGCUACUGUUCAUGAACGAAACAAGCGCCUAGUUAGCAUGGGCUCUCUGGAAGAUCCCAAAUAUGGGAAGAAUCCGGAAUCCAUUUGGAAAAGCACUCGACCACUUUCCAAGGACAAAGUUGUGUUAGCUGAGACACAUGCUUCGGGUGCUCCACAGAAUAUUGGAUGGGUCCUGGGACGAUUGGAAGACAAGCAAGAGGUCAAGCCGAGCAACAUUACCGCGCUACAUCGUACCCACAGAAUUCGUGGAGGAGACUCAGACAUGCAGAAUAUGAAGCUGCCAAUAUCGUCUCUGAAUACACAGCUCUUGAACAGAAAUCGGGGCUUAGUGUUUCAAAAAACAGCCGCUUUGGCGGUUCCUCAAAACGUCAACGUACAGGCUUAUGUGCCCUCUUUUGACGGCCCUGGAGAUACGCCUGGAAACGAGACAAGCCAGCAAGCAAUGGAAACCGGCGAUAGGCAGAUGCAGGGGACCGUACUCCAUAGCUCGGCUCAAGAGACUAGACCAUGGUAUAUACCCAAGCAGCGUCCCAAGCCUAGUCGGGAAAUCCUACGUGACUUCUUUCGCCAAGUUAGAGAUGAGGAGCGAUGUGAAAUGCGCAACUCUCAAAACGAAGGUCAAUCUAAUGGCCGGUAA
This is a messenger RNA of Aspergillus nomiae NRRL 13137, 4332 nucleotides long. RefSeq lists its product as uncharacterized. NCBI's taxonomy places the organism in Eukaryota, Fungi, Ascomycota, Eurotiomycetes, Eurotiales, Aspergillaceae. The coding region runs from base 1 to 4332 and encodes 1443 amino acids. The transcript has 4 exons. The record is from RefSeq and is a predicted model, not a curated record. Gene Ontology annotation, molecular function: phosphatase activity. Gene Ontology annotation, biological process: dephosphorylation.